This is a messenger RNA of Rotaria sordida, 1353 nucleotides long. Lineage: Eukaryota; Metazoa; Rotifera; Eurotatoria; Philodinida; Philodinidae. The record is from the annotation of a GenBank genome assembly.
AUGGUAUUAAUAACAUGUUUCAACGAUCUACCAGAUCUCGUAUUAAUUGAACUCUUCUCGUAUUUAUCAUCUUCUGAUAUCCUUUGGGGAUUUACUCAUCUUAAUCAACGUUUAACUAUGUUAAUUAUUGAACAAGGUUUUUUUUAUCAUAUUAAUUUAUCACUUUCAAAGAAUCAUCAAUUUAAUAAAAUUCUUCAUUUUCUUCCAUUAAAUUUAAUUAAAAUACUUGCUAUUGAUAGUGAUGCAUCUCCACUUCAAUUAACUUGUUGGCCUUAUUUACCUAGUUUAACAACUCUACGUAUCAUUGGCACAUACAAUCAUGAUCAUCUUUUACUAUUUCUUUUGCUUCAUGCAGCUACACUUACACAUCUUAUCAUUAAAUCAAAUGAAAGAAUUGUUCCAGAUGGUUUUUCGAUGAAAUUCGAACAUCCAACAGGUGACAUGACGCCGCUAAUAAAAAAUAUUCUUCUUAUUCAUUUACCUGCACUUCGAUCUCUCGAUUUGGGCAUGGAAUAUUACAAUACACGUUGGCCAAUUACUACUAAAAUUGUUCCUCUAACAUAUAUACGUAUUUGUUUGCCAAGUACAGAUAUUUUAGUUCAUCUUAUGUCUACACCACCACUCUCAAAGACAUUACGUCAAUUACAUGUUAGAUUAAGUUACAAUUGUUGUGAUUCUUUAUCAACGCCUAACCCAUCGAUUCCAAUGGUUAAUUUACGAAUAUUUACUCUUGUUCAAACAUUUUUCUCAGAGUUUACCAUUAAAUGGAGAUUUUUCGAAAUUUUAAUAUCUUCAAAAAUAAUGCCUGUUCUUCAACGUGCUAAUAUAUCUCUUUUUAUCAAUAUUGAUGAUUUACAUCGAAUUAAUUCAUCAUCAAUUUUUACUGAUCAUCGUCAUGUUGAUGUUAAUUUUGCUUUUAAAAUUAUAAAUUGUCCUCAAUAUGUCAAUAUUACACAAUAUAUACCAUGUGGUAAUCAAUAUCAUAGACGAGAAAUUGUUGGUGCAACAUUCGUUGUUAAUCACUGGUGUGAUAGAUCACAAUGGCUCAUUGAUGGUGAUCCUUUUAGUUAUGGACGUAAAGAGUAUCAUCAUAUGUGGUAUACUCUUCCGUGGAUCAAUUUAUUACUGCCUCAACGUUCAUUAACUGAUUUAGCACAAUUGGACAGUAAUGAUCUGUUCGAAAUGAUUAAAAUAAUUGAAGCAAAUAAAGGUAAUGUUUUACAAGAAGUAGGAGAUGCUCAACAAAAAAUGUUAUUUAUUGAGCAAUACGCGACAAAAUAUACAACAAAUCUGAUCAAAUACAAACGUACUGACUUUAUGGCUGAAAAACAAUAUUUAUCGAAAGUAAUCUAA